AUGGCAAACUCGACAAGUAAUCCUGCUAUCAUCAUGGCUAAAGACGAUAAUUCUGUUUCUGGUCAGCACAAACAAUCCCUGCAAAACCACCGUUCUAAACAAACGAAUAAGAACCAGAAAAGACAAAAUAGACAAAGUCGGUACGAUCAUUCUAAUGACCACGAGUUGAAUAUUAUUGAAUCACAAUUGAAGAAUGGGAAGAAGGUCAAGGGCUCCAAAAAUCAAAUCUCGAUCAACCAUUUAUUAGAAUUCCAGUCAUACCGCGAUCUGGAAGAAUAUCGCAGCAAUCAGCAACGGAACAGAAGACGUAGAAGCAGUAGUCAUAAGAGGCCGUAUUCUCACAAUAAGAUUCAAUUAACGGGGAUGAGGUUUAUAAACGUUAACUUUAAAUUUGUUGUUGAUGGUCGGAAAGAUUAUAGAGUCCAAGAAUUAGAUCCAAAUGUCCCUGUUGAUACGGACGAUAUUAUCCGAAUCAUUGCUCCACGGGGGAAUUCGUGCCCAAUUUGUUUGACUGAUGACUUUGUAGCACCCAGAAUGAUCACUUCGUGCGGUCAUAUUAUUUGUUUGAAAUGUGUCCUAUCCUUGUUGGGUAAUGAAGUUCCGCAGGCUAAAAAGAGAGAAUCUGCGGCCAUUGUGGAAAAAUAUCGAGAAUGCCCGUUAUGUUUUUCUAUCAUUAGAAAGCAUGAACUAAAACCUGUUUUGAUGAACAAUGUCGAUGAGCGGUUUGAAGUUCCAAAAGUUGGCGACGAAGUGGUAAUGACCCUUAUGGCUAGACCGAUGGAUCAAAUAUUAGCUUUGCCUAAAUUGUUGGCAUUUGAUAGUCAUAUUAGAGGUUUUCCUGAUACAAAACAGUUUGAGCUUUUGCCGUAUCUGAGAAUAUUUAGAGGAGACUCGCAAUAUAUACUUGAAAUGUAUGAAGAAGAGAAAAGAGAUAUCAUGGCUGCCUAUGAAGAAGAGAAGUUGGUGUAUGGUGAUGACUCCAGUUUGGUUGCUGAGUCAAUUGCUUAUAUUGAUAAAGAGGUUGAACAGUGGAACAAUAAAUUGUUGCAAAAUGUUGUGAAGGAGCCAAAUCCUUCUCACACUACGGAUAAUAGUCAUUCAAUUUACUAUUUCUAUGAAACUGGGUUCAAUGCGGGCUGUACGUACGUAUUGUCACCAUUGGAUAUGAAAGUUUUGAAGACAACCUAUAAUGAUUAUGCAACGUUGCCUUCAUCAUUAGUUGCCCAGAUCGAGAACAUUAGAUAUGAAGAAUUGACUGCUGAAACUUCAAUGAACAGGUACAAAUAUUUGAGCCAUUUGCCUUUGGGUUCUGAAAUAGGAUUUUUAGAAUGUGAUUGGAGCAAUAGUGAAUUCACUAGUACCGAAACUUGGGAGAUUUUUAAAGAUGAUUUGUUGAAGAGAUCAAAUAAUUCAAAGAGAAAGUUGCGAAAAGAAGAGAGGGAUAAGAAACGAGCAAUGAAUGAAGAGGAAACAAGAACUAGAAAUUUCUUUUUACACGAAAAUGGUGAAGCCGAAAUUGAACAAGGUUAUUCUACUUUAGGCUUUGGCAGUUUAAGUAUUGUGGAUAAUAGGGACUUACCGGCAUUAUCUGACCAACAUGUGUCAACCGAGUCUGAAAAAGAGUAUGAAACAACGGUAUGGGGUACUCGUAUACCAAAGAAUGAAGCGGUUUCUUCUCAAUCAGCAAUCGAAGACGAUGACUGGGAGGCAGAAGAGAUGAUUCGUAAAGCAAAGGAGGAGAUGUCAAGACAAGAGCAAGCUGGGGGUGGUAAAAAGAAAAAGAAAAAGAAGUUAGUUUUGUUGUCGUCAUAA
This is a messenger RNA of Candida albicans SC5314, 1812 nucleotides long. RefSeq lists its product as uncharacterized. Lineage: Eukaryota; Fungi; Ascomycota; Pichiomycetes; Serinales; Debaryomycetaceae. The coding region runs from base 1 to 1812 and encodes 603 amino acids. The record is from RefSeq and is a predicted model, not a curated record. Gene Ontology annotation, molecular function: transcription cis-regulatory region binding. The transcript has a single exon. Gene Ontology annotation, biological process: positive regulation of transcription by RNA polymerase II.